GGUUUCAUUUCCUCAAAAACCGAGGCAGGACUUUUCCGUUCAGAGAAAAAGAAACUGUUGUUGAGCUGUCGUAUGUGCCUCUCUUUCUGUGUGUACAUGCAGUAAAAUGGCAGAAACUAAUAUUUCAGUGGCUCAGGACCAGUUCUGCUGUCCAGUCUGUUUGGAUUUACUGAAGGAUCCAGUGGGCCUUGCCUGCGGACACAGUUACUGUAUGAGCUGUAUCACAGACUGCUGGGAUCAGGAAGAUAAAGAGGGAGUAGGCCUAUACAGCUGUCCCCAGUGCAGACAGACCUUCACCCCAAGACCUGUUUUGAACAAAAACACUAUUCUGGCUGAAAUGGUAGAGAAACUGAAGAAGCCCAAACUCAAAGGUACUGUUCUUUCUCAGUGUUAUGCUGGUCCUGGUGAUGUGGACUGUAACGUCUGUACUGAGGGGAAAAACAAAGCCGUCAAGUCCUGUCUGGUGUGUCUGAACUCCUACUGUCAGAAUCACCUUGAAUUACACGACGAUUUCUUCAAAGAAAAGAGACACGAUUUGAUAGAUGCUACCGGACGACUCCAGGAGAUGAUCUGCUUUGAACAUAAAAGACUGCUGGAGGUUUUCUGUCGUACUGACCAGCAAUGUAUAUGUAUGAUGUGCAUGAUGGACAAACACAAAAACCAUGACACUGAAACAGCAGCGACAGAGAGGCAUAAUCUACAGAGGCAGCUGGUGGAAACCCAGAGUCUAUUCAAGCAGAGAAUCCAGCAGAGAGAGAAAGAGCUUCAGGGGCUCAGAGAGGCUGUGGAGUCUCACAAGCGCUCUGCACAGACAGCAGUGGAGGACAGUGAGAGGAUCUAUACUGAGCUGAUCCGCUCCAUUGAGAGAUGCCGCUCUGAGGUGACACAGCUGAUAAGAGCUCAGGAAAAGGCUGCUGUGAUUCAAGCUGAAGGAGUUUUUAAACAACUGGAGCUGGAGAUUGCUGAUCUGAAGAGGAGACAAGAUGAGCUGGAGCAGCUUUCAAACACAAAUGAUGACAUCCAUUUCCUCCAGAGUGUCCAGUCUUUCUCUGUUCUUCCUGAAUCCACAGUCUUACCCAGCAUCAGUUCUCUCCUCACUUUUGAUAAUGUUGGAAAAUCUGUGUCUCUGCUAAGAGAUAAACUUGAAGAUUUCUGCAAAGAAGUGAUGGAAAAGAUAGCUUGUAGAGUGAGCUGUAUACAGAUCAUUUCUGCCCCUGAUCCCACGACCAGGGAGGAGUUCUUACAAUAUUCGUGUCAGCUCAGUUUGGAUCCAAACACAGUGCAUAAUCUCCUCUGUCUGUCUAAGGACAACACAGCGGUUACAAACACCAGAAAAGUCCAGAAGUAUCCUGAUCAUCCACACAGAUUUGAUUAUUGGGCUCAGGUGUUGUGUAGAGAGAGUUUGUGUGGACGCUGUUACUGGGAGGUUGAGUGGAGUGGGAGCAAGGAUGGUUGGGUGGGUAUAUCAGUGUCAUAUAAGGGCAUCAGCAGGAAGGGAAUGGGUGAUGAGUGUGUGUUUGGAUGUAAUAAUCAGUCCUGGAGAUUGAACUGCCUUCACUCCACUUACUCAAGCUGUCAUGAUUCCAUAAAAACUGCAAUCCCUGUAUCCUCCAGCUCCUCUAAAAUAGGAGUAUAUGUGGAUUACAGUGCAGGAACGCUAUCCUUCUAUAGCGUCUCUGACACCUUGACCCUCAUCCACAGAGUCCAUACAACAUUCACGCAGCCUCUCUAUCCUGGUUUUAGGGUUUAUGAUGGAUCAACUGUGAAACUGUGUGAUCUAAGAAAAGAGCUGAAACAGUGAUUCUAUCAUACUAUUAUUACUGUAUAUCACAGCUUUGAGCUGCAUGAUUCAGUAGUGACAGUGAGAUAGUAUAGUCUUUUCUAAUCAAUAAAUCAAUAGUACAGCUGCAUUCUGUAAUUAAAUAGUAUGUCAAAUAUUGAGAAAAACAUUCUCAUAAGAAAAAUCUGAUACUAGUUGUAUUAGGAUAAGAAUAAAUAUUUAGGAAUUACUGAUCCAGCUUAAUUGGCU
Messenger RNA from Xyrauchen texanus (razorback sucker), 2029 nucleotides. Its product is annotated as tripartite motif-containing protein 16-like protein. NCBI's taxonomy places the organism in Eukaryota, Metazoa, Chordata, Actinopteri, Cypriniformes, Catostomidae. The transcript has 6 exons. Gene Ontology annotation, molecular function: protein binding; zinc ion binding. The coding region runs from base 107 to 1801 and encodes 564 amino acids. The record is from RefSeq and is a predicted model, not a curated record.